Messenger RNA from Colossoma macropomum (tambaqui), 2461 nucleotides. It is a transcript of the gene cdkn2, whose product is annotated as cyclin-dependent kinase inhibitor 2A/B (p15, inhibits CDK4). The transcript has 3 exons. The coding region runs from base 35 to 451 and encodes 138 amino acids. Gene Ontology annotation, cellular component: nucleus. Gene Ontology annotation, biological process: regulation of cyclin-dependent protein serine/threonine kinase activity; negative regulation of cell population proliferation. Gene Ontology annotation, molecular function: protein kinase binding; cyclin-dependent protein serine/threonine kinase inhibitor activity. The record is from RefSeq and is a predicted model, not a curated record. NCBI's taxonomy places the organism in Eukaryota, Metazoa, Chordata, Actinopteri, Characiformes, Serrasalmidae.
UAACAAACCGCGAGACAACACUUCAGACCCCGACAUGGCGCGAGGAGGGGAGAAUACGGAGGCUCGCACGCGGAUGCAAGACGCGCUUGCGACGGCGGCGGCCACCGGAGACACGGCGCGCGCUGAAGAACUGCUGCGGAAAGGAGCUGACGUCAACGGCACGAACAGGUUCGGGAGAACACCUAUACAGGUUAUGAUGAUGGGCAGUACUCGGGUGGCGCGCUUGCUGCUGUCUUGCGGAGCGGAGCCUAAUGUGUCAGACAGGAGCACAGGCGCGUCCCCCCUGCAUGACGCCGCGCGCGCGGGCUUCCUGGACACGGUGUGCGUGCUGCUGGAGUUUAAGGCUGAUCCGGAGCACAGAGACAAGCGAGGCAGAACACCAGCGGAGAGCGCGUGGGAGGCAGGACACAAUAACCUAGCGGAGUAUAUCAACAACAUCGCAAUCACCUAAACAACAACUAUAAUCAUAACAACAACACGGACUAUAAAAACAACAACACCAACAACGAUAAUAAUAACCUGUUUCAUGAGUAAACUUCACAGAGAAGAACGUUCUCAGUUAUCCAGAUCAAUUGAACGGUGGUGGUUGUGGGUGUGUCAGUAAUGCAAGGUCAGAACACUUUUUGUCCACAGCACACAGAUAGAAACCUUUACCCUAGCAUUAGCCAAGGCUAAGUAGUAAUGCUAGGCUUAUAUAGUGUAGUAUUAUAUAACAAGCUGUAACUUACACAAAUACUUUAAUGUGUUUUGCUCAAAAAUGUGUUCUUUCAGGUUGAUCUGGUUGCUGCAUGCGCAUCCCACUUUUACCGUUACCACUUGGUGACUGGCUGUUUUUUAAGUGGAGGGGCAGAACUUUCCAUAAUAUAGGCAUCAUGUUAAGGGUAAAGUGCUUGCCCAUUCAGAUUCCCAUCAGUGAACUGUCUUCUCCACCUUUGUAAUAUCUCUGAUAUGGUGUAGCAUUAAAUAGUUAUCUAUGAACUAGAGUUGCAAUAAGACUUUAGCUAAAGUCAAUGAGGCUGCAUCCAAAACCACAUAUUAUACCUAUAUUACUAUACAAAACUAUACCGUACUAUACUGCAUUAUACUAUUCUAUACUAUGCUAAUACGUGUACUACUAAAGGGGAUGUCUUAUUUUGACAUGCUGUUUAUUAUGGUAGUAUGUGGUUUUGGACGCAGUCAAUGCUUGUAAAGCUCGAAAUCAAGCCUGUCCAAAAGGAGAAGAAGUAAGGAGCAUUUCUAUUCGGCUUUACUGAAAAAAAAAUUUGAUUUGUGAAUUAAAUGUGUGAAAACUCAGCGCUAAGUGAAGGCUGAUUUUGGGUUCGACCGACAUCAUGACUAAUAAUUUCAAUAAACUCUACUGAGCUGAGUUAUAACUGAAUUGACUCAUUCUGAAAAUUCGUAAUGAAUGGUCAGUAGCGCGCGCGCAGAGUUUACAUCAUACAACCUUUAUUUUAUUACUAAUAAACAUUAUUGUUUUGCGUGCGCAGAGCCGAUACUCAAACGAAAUCUACCUUAUUAUUAUUAUUAUUAUUAUUAUUAUUAUUAUUAUUACUACUACUACUACUACUACUACUAUUUUAAAACUGUUUGUGCAAUUUUACCUUAAAGCUUUAGCUCCUUAUUUAUUUACAGUUUAAAGUGUGUGUGCGCUGAAUGUGAGCUCUAUAGCGGAUUUAUUCUGCAGAAACUGUUUAAAACAGCAGUUUAAGACUGGAGAUUAUUGUAUAUGCUUCACUCAGAAGGUUAUUUAUGAAUAAAAAAAUCAUUGGUUCUUUUAGUUCAGUUAAUUUAACUAUGUUUGCUUUACAAAGCGCUCAAACCCUUUAAUGAGUUUAUUUAGUGCUUUAUUUUAAAGUGAACGAAUAAGCGUUAUUGCGUUUGAGCUUUGUCCUGUAUUUCUGUAUUUUUCUGCUCUCUUGAGUGUAAAAGUCAUCGCUGGUGUCUGAUUUGUAUCUUUGAGGUAUCAGAUUAGAUGAUUAAACUCGCUGUGCUGUUUAUUUUCAGGCUUUGUAUCAGUGCUGUUGUAUGGUGUGUGUCCGUGUUAAUAGGAUUUUAAAAAUGACUAUUUCAUCACACGGACAGAAAUCAAAAUGACUGUAUUUAUUGAUUUUAUUAGCGUACUUUUUUUUUUUCUUCCAAAAUUGUUUUACAUUUUAAGGGCAAUUUAUGAGCGAGAAGACACGAUACUGUAUAAAGUGCUUGUUUUUGAAUUUAUUGUCAAAAUGAUAACAGAAAUGUUGGUCUUUUUUAAAAGUUAUAACAGCAGGUCGGAGAUGUUUCUCUCUCAGUGCAGUUUGAAGUUUGAAGCUAAUUACAGCGUGUGUGUGAAAGAAUGUAAAUAAGUUCUUUAAACUUGAACAUAAACAAAUGAGGGUUUGCAAUACAGGUCAAAUGACUGGAGCUUGCUGGAGUUUGUUUAUUUCAGUUCAUGUUUCAGUUAAAGCUUCUCCAAACAGCAAGU